AAACUUGUCCAUUAUAAUCCAUUUUAUUUAUUGCUUCGCAGAAUAAUCCUUUAUUUUUUUCUUAGUUGUAGAAUAAUCAUAUUGUUCAAUUUUCAACCAAGUAGAACAAUGUGUUCUGGUUGCCUUCCACCAGCAUGAACAGUUGACCGGUUGACCAAUUUUAUCUGAAUAUUUCAUCCUAUCAGACACUUAUCGAAAUUUCCUUUUAAAUUCCCUCACUGCUCUGGGUAAACACCCCGUAAGCUUAUGAUUGAUUUUCUUAUCUUUGAAUGAUAUCACUCUCUUUAUAGAAUAAUUUAAUAGCAAGUUCAGUUGGAAGCUCAGAAAAAUCAAAUACCUGCACUAGUUUCCUCCUUCUCUCUGCGCAGGCAAUUACCUGGGAAAUUUCCUUCGAUCAGUAAGUAAGGAUCAUAUUAAUUGUCAUGGUCUUUUAUUCGUCAACGGAAUUUGGAUUAUCGUGCAUGAAUGGAUGGGAUGUGGGGAGGCCAAGUCAAUUAUGAUGCACAGAAAUAUGUAUAUUUAAAUUUAUACUAUAUAGUUUUCAACCUUGCACAGCUAUUGAGGAGCGAGAGUUGUAAUGGGAGAUUAAUUUCUGCAACAAACUUUUUCUAUAUUCAAAAAAUGGAUACAAUUGCAGCGUCUUCCCAUAAAAUUCUUCAUCUGGUGAGGCAUGCAGAAGGAAUGCAUAAUCUAGAAUCAGACAAGAGUCGUGAUCCGCUAACAUCAUUCGAGUUUUUGGAUGCUCAACUCUCCUCUCUCGGCCGGCAGCAGGUUGUUGCUGAGAGGAAACAUGUUCGUGAAACUGGACUGCUCGAUGAGGUUGAAGUUGUCAUCGUUUCCCCCAUGACAAGAACAUUGGAAACGGCAGUAGGGAUGUUUGGGGGUAAAGAGCAAGCAGAUGCAUUAGACGUCAGCUCAUGCCAGGAUUCAAAUGUAAAUAGCAAUCAAACAUCCGCGAUUUUCAAUAGUCGGCCACCAAUUGUAGCAUAUGAGCUUUGUCGAGAACGAAUGGGAAUAUUAGAAUGUGAUAAGAGAACAAAUAUUAGUCAAUAUCGGUCUCGUUUCCCUAUAGUUGAUUUUUCAUUGAUUGAAAAUGAAGAUGAUGUUUUGUGGAAAUCAGAUGAAAGAGAAAGCCACGACGAAAUCCAAGCUAGGACAAUUAAGUUCCUCAAAUGGUUAUGGGAGAGGAAAGAAGAGAAGAUAGCAGUUGUGAGCCAUGGUAUAUUUUUGCAAAAAGCGAUGAUCGAACUUGUUAAGAAUAACAAUUUUUACCGCUUGCCGCUUCGAGGACAACCGAUUAAAUUAGAACGAAAAAAUUGGUACCGUUUAAUGGAUGAUGAGUAUGCACGCAGCCGCUUUAAAAAUUGCGAAAUUCGUUCAAUCGCCAUUUUGCACCAAAGCACGAUGGAAUCAGAUCCGAUGAUCAGUAAGCAGCACCAUUGUGGAAGAAUUGGAAAAGAAAUGCUCCAAAUUAGGGAUUCUAGCAAUGACAAAAUGGCAGUGGAGGAGCUGGAAGUCACCAUUUAAUGAUUGCCUCAUCUGCAAAAUGGGUGUAUGAUUUCAAGGUCCAACUCCCACCCUUGGAUCUUUUAUUUAAGGUGCUUUUCGAAGAAAUUGCAUCUAUUGUUGUUUUUCUUUUGUAAGAUUUUAAGUUUUAAUGAUUUGGAAAAAAUAAACCCUUGGCUGAGCUCUGUUCGUGGCAAUAAAAACAACAUCAAAUUAAUUAAUUAAUUAAA
Messenger RNA from Gossypium arboreum, 1736 nucleotides. Its product is annotated as phosphoglycerate mutase-like protein. The record is from RefSeq and is a predicted model, not a curated record. Gene Ontology annotation, molecular function: phosphatase activity. The transcript has 10 exons. Lineage: Eukaryota; Viridiplantae; Streptophyta; Magnoliopsida; Malvales; Malvaceae. Bases 466 to 1527 code for a protein of 353 amino acids. Gene Ontology annotation, cellular component: cytoplasm.